UAAAUUUGAGCCAGUUUUAUCCAGUUUUCUUUAAAAUAUUCAUAUAUUCAGUUUUUUUUUCUCACAAAUUGACUCUUGAUUCAUAGAAUUUUCAAGCAAGCUAUGGGAUGAUGCCGAGUGCCCCAGAAUAAGAUUUUAAUCCACCGUAACCUGAACUCUUUUUAUAGCACUGGCUAUCUGGAAGACAACAGCACAACAACACAACAGCACAAGCCGGAACACAAAGACAAGCGAACGCAAAAUAGUGCAAACAAGUACAGCCGUCUCGUUUCAAAAUACUGAUGCUAGACUAUAAUUAAAGUGAGAAUUGUAAACAACAGCGUGGGGAGACUCGCUAUCUCGGCAUUUUUAUCGACUUGCAUGAUUUGCGGCCCUAAACAGAAGCAUAAGCUUAUUAUUUAUAGAACGGAAAGAAUUUAUAAUCGCAAAGGGUGUUAUUAAAACGUUAGGAAAAUGCCGCAUUGUCCAACGGUUACGACGGAAGCAGUAGCUCAACAAAAUCAACACUACAAAUAUCCUGCAGCAAACGUUAUCAGACUGCAGCGAAACUGUUACGACAGAACGUUAUUCACUUCACGACUCUAUCGAACACGCCCAUCGUCAGCUGGAACAGCCCGAUUGGGUGGUAAUGUAUUCAUCCUGGUAACGGCUGCUGCCGCGACUGCAAUGACCGUUCUUGCCGCAGAACGGAAGCUUCAAGCAACUGGUCGUGUGAUUUUUAAAUUCUAUCGCAAUGAGGCCAUCUUGGUUGGCCUCCCAGCAAGCCCGCCAGUGGACCUCAAGUGCACCCACCACGAUGAGUUCUUCUAUGCAAACCCUACCACCAGCUGUUCGUCAUAUUAUCGUUGUAUUCAACGGCAGGCGAUCCGAUACAAAUGUAACGAAAAGUCAUAUUUUGACUUUUACCAGCAAAAGUGUGUACGCAGUCAAGGAACGUGCUAUGAACCCAUUUGCACGGGAAAAUCCGACGGCUUAUACGCAGAUACUACGCAAGCCUGCAGGAGAUCAUACAUGUGCAAGAGCGGUAAGCUGAUCUCGAUGGACAACUGCCCGCAGGGUCACCUGUUCGAUGGUAGCAAAUGUGCCCCACAGCAUGAGGUCAACUGCGAAAGUCCAACAGUUUCGGCAGUAAUGAUCCCAUUCAGUGGAGAUGAUCGAUGCUAUGGGUUGCAGAACGGUAAUCACAUCAUCGAUGACGAUCAGUGCAAAAAGUUCAUGAUCUGUCAGGAUAAUAAUGUGGUUGAUGUGCUAGAAUGUCCCAUCGGGUAUGUGUAUAACGAAAUGACGCGGAGGUGUACUUUUAGUGGAGGUGUGGAGUCCUCGGGUUGUAUGAGUAACUACAUGAACGAAGAAGACGACGUUUGUUCCUGGCUACCGGAUGGAAUGCACCUGGAUCCUACAUCUAGAACCUGCAAAAGCUACAUUAAAUGUUUGGAUGGACGGAUCGUCUCCAAACAUGACUGUCCUAAGUCGACCGUGUUCAAUGGGUUCCAGUGCGUACCCGAUUUCCUAUACCACUGUCCUAGACUAGCUCUUCCGGGUGAUAUCUGCGAGAAAAAGUUGGACGGUUACUACAUCGAUCCGAGAAAAGGUUGUUCAUAUUUUGUCCGCUGCGAACAUCAACAAACUGUCGAAAAUCAUUCAUGCCCGACAGGGUUUCAGUACAAUCCAACGAAAAACCUAUGCAUUGAACGUCACCAAGGUGAAAUCUGUCACGAAUCAGGCUAUUCGAGUGACUGUGUGCAGCGUUCUGCCGGUUUCUAUCAGGACUUUUCCGAUGCUUCAAAAUGCGCUCAAUACUUUUACUGUUUCAAUGGCAACAAAACCAUGUUUCGCUGUCCUGUCGGGUUUUUGUUCGACGGCGAAAACUGCGUCAGCUCCUCUACAUAUUCUUGUCCAAGUGCAAACUCCGAUUCCUGUGCGAAUAAACCAAACGGAUACUACCGGGAUUCCACCAGCGGUUGCCGGUCAUACUUCUAUUGUUCUGAGGGCAGCAAAACCUCAUAUCUAUGCAAUCCAGGGCAGAUUUUCAGUCAAGGCCAUUGCAUAGACCGUCUCGAGGACACGUUCUGUGCGGAAGAUCUGGUAUGCUCUGGAAAAUCCGAUGGAUACUAUCACGAUCUUCAGUCAUACUGUCGCAACUAUUUUUACUGCCAGCGAGGCGAAAAACUGCAAACCCUCACCUGUCGAGGAAGUAAAAAAUUCGAUGGAAAUAGUUGUGUUUCGGAGGAUUCCUACACAUGUCCGCACGGGGAAGCUGCAGCUGAUCCACUGUUAAAUUGUAUACCUCGUACAUGUGAACCGACCUGUUCGAAAAAUGGCUUUCAGAAUGAUUACGACAGCGGCUGCGCGAAAUAUUUCUUCUGCAUCGACGGUAAGCAGACAAGUUUGUCCUGCUCAAACAACUACGUUUUCAAUGGCGAAAUAUGCGUUCCUGCUGAUACAUAUCGGUGUCCAAAGUACUGUGAUGCUACGGUUGACUGCAGUUGAAGAAACCCGCUACCUGAAUGUGUCUUACCUGAAUCCGGUCUUAGGCGGACGAAGAUAAUACCUUCAAUUGGCAACGAAUGUUUGGUGGGCGUAUCUGAGCUAGUUUAAGGUUUAUUUAUUUAUACUGCUGCAUUUAUACAUCUGAGUGGAUGCAAAAGGCAACGCAUAAAACUCGUAGACUCAUCCAUGUCAUUGUUGCUAUGGGAUUUGCCUGUCGCUCGGGUGAAACUCGUUCUGUGUUCGUAAUGACGGUUUUCACGUCAAAUGAUUGAGUGGUCGGUUGAACGCGUAAUGGAAGCGCUAAAUGUGAAGAACCUACCGAAGCUAUUUAUUUUCUUUAGAACAACACUGUACCUUCGUUCCAAAAAAGAAGAAACGCAUUUAAAAUACUCAUUUGAUAUUAUUUAGUCAUAAUUUAAUAUUAUUGUCAACUAGUUUUAAAAAAUAAAUGCAUAUCUUAUAAUAUUCA
Messenger RNA from Topomyia yanbarensis, 2959 nucleotides. RefSeq lists its product as uncharacterized. Gene Ontology annotation, molecular function: chitin binding. The transcript is spliced from 5 exons. Gene Ontology annotation, cellular component: extracellular region. Bases 454 to 2490 code for a protein of 678 amino acids. The record is from RefSeq and is a predicted model, not a curated record. NCBI's taxonomy places the organism in Eukaryota, Metazoa, Arthropoda, Insecta, Diptera, Culicidae.